Molecule: messenger RNA, 445 nt
Organism: Nymphalis io (European peacock)
Lineage: Eukaryota; Metazoa; Arthropoda; Insecta; Lepidoptera; Nymphalidae
Exons: 4
Coding region: 44-445 (133 amino acids)
Source: RefSeq, a predicted model, not a curated record
UUUACCGCGAAGAGGAAUUUAUUCGUCUUAGACUUCAAGUAAUAUGAAUACAUUUACUGUUUUCAAUUUGUACCUUGUUAUAUAUAUAACAAAUGAGUGCGGUAGUUUCGAAAGUGGAGAAGACAGCGGGCCGAGGCAGUUCCAAUACAUAUCGAUGGAUUUUGUGCAUCGCGGAAGCUUUAACAAUACAGACUGCUUGCGAGAACUGCUCAACUGCUGGGAGGUCGUUAAACCCGACAUCAUCUGUAACCGCGGCGUGGUGUUCGAGUCCGUGUGCGGCAUCAUGAAGCGAGAGUGCAGCGAGAAACGCGGCCUCAUCAACCAAUUGGACGGACCUCUGUUCGAAUCAUUCUGCAAGUCGGACGGCUACGACCAACGGACACGACGCGCUGGAGCUCGCACGCGACACACAGCCGUACUAUAUACGUCACCGUCUCUUGGAUAA